Molecule: messenger RNA, 1359 nt
Organism: Ascochyta rabiei
Lineage: Eukaryota; Fungi; Ascomycota; Dothideomycetes; Pleosporales; Didymellaceae
Product: Choline-phosphate cytidylyltransferase
Exons: 3
Coding region: 1-1359 (452 amino acids)
Biological process (GO): CDP-choline pathway
Cellular component (GO): nuclear envelope
Molecular function (GO): choline-phosphate cytidylyltransferase activity; phosphatidylcholine binding
Source: RefSeq, a predicted model, not a curated record
AUGCCACCUAAGCGCAAGAGGUCCAACACCGUUGGCUCGGUCAAGAAAGACGCCAUGGAUGUGGUGCAGCCAUUGUCUCGCGACGCGUCCAAUGAGGGCGUCAAAGAUUCGGUUCUGCAGCAAGUCACGUCCAAGAAAGAGCGCCAGGCCGAAUCGACAGGCGCGACAAAACGCGGACGCGCCGGACCCCCCAACGACGACAGCGACGCCGACGACGACGACGACGACGACGGCGAGCGCAUCAGCAAGAAGAGCAAGCGCUCCUCCGCCGACAUACUCAAGAACGGCGAGAAUGGUGAGGCCAGCACAAUGCGCAUGGAGGCGCCCCCAGGUGCCGGUCUCACGGACCCCGCCGGUGGGUUCAAGACGAAUCCCCCCUCAUUGGACCGCCCCAUCAGAGUGUACGCAGACGGUGUCUUUGACCUCUUCCACAUCGGUCACAUGCGCGCAUUGCAGCAAGCCAAGAGCGCCUUUGCCCACUUAGCUCCCAACAAUCCCCAGGUCGAGCUCGUAGUCGGCGUCACGGGCGACACGGAGACGCACAAGCGCAAGGGCCUUACUGUCUUAUCGGCGAGGGAACGCGCCGAGAGUGUGCGACACUGCAAAUGGGUCGACGAGGUCAUCCCUGACUGUCCUUGGAUCGUUACAACCGACUUCCUCGAGAAGCACAAGAUCGACUAUGUCGCCCACGACGACCUUCCCUACGGCGCCGAUGAGGGCGACGACAUCUACGGACCUAUCAAAGAGAGGGGCAUGUUCCUUGUUACCCAGCGAACCGAGGGUCUGAGCACAACGGGUAUCAUCACCAAGAUCGUCCGCGACUAUGACCAGUACAUCGACCGCCAGCUCAAGCGUGGCACGUCGCGCAAGGAGCUCAACGUCUCAUGGCUCAAGAAGAACGAGCUCGAUCUUAAGCGCAACAUGGUGGAGUUCCGCGACAGCAUCAAGGCCAACUGGGCCACUACUGGGCAAGAACUUACAAAGGACUUCCGUCAGUUCUGGCAAUCGAGUCGCCCAGCUAGUCCAGCCAGGACGCCUACCCGUGAACACUCGAACGCCAUGGAGCAGGCUGCCGUGGACGCCCGAUCACCGUCUGCUCUGUCGAGACUUAGUCAUCUAGACAUUCCGCGUGCAAGCAAUGCAGAAAGAGGAAGCUCCGAGUUCACAGCUGGUUACAACCUGGGUUUGAUCGGUGGUGUGAGGGCAUGGAUGGCCAGGAGUCGCCGCAACUUGAACGACAGCAGGCCACAAAGCCCAUCAAACAGCAGCGACGACGAGCGCGAAGACCGCAGUCCCCAAGCUGAGCCUCGCCGGGGACGCAGCGGCAAGAAGAGCGACGACCUGGACAUUGAGGCUUAG